Molecule: messenger RNA, 1674 nt
Organism: Monascus purpureus
Lineage: Eukaryota; Fungi; Ascomycota; Eurotiomycetes; Eurotiales; Aspergillaceae
Source: the annotation of a GenBank genome assembly
AUGGGGAAUGAAACCCAGUCGCCUGGGACAAUGCUGGAUUCUUCCAGCCCCGGCCGCGACGUGGUCGAGUACCACAACGAUGUCCACUUCAUGUCUAUCCUGGGCGAAAUCAUGGGCCACCGCAGGACGAAGCGCAUGAUCCGCAUCGUCAUCGAGGAGAAUCCCACGGCCCCGGAUGAAGUAUGCGACCAGCGACUGCCGCCGAACGUGAAGAGAGAGCUGUCGGGGCUGGACGAAACCGAUGUCGAUUAUAUCUGUUCAAGAAGGGCGCGUUCUGGCUCCCGCCGCCGCAGUGCUGGUGUGUUUGUCGUAUACCCCUAUGCGCCUGUUCUGAACCGAGUCAAGUUCAUGCAGUCAUACCAGUCCUCGCAGCAUUCGUCGCUGCUGCUGAACUCGAUUCUCGUCAGCGCAGUGCCGUAUGCACCCACGGCCUUGCUUAAAGAAUGUGGCUUCGAGGACCGUUCCUCUGCGCAAAAACACUUCUUUUCAACGGCGGUGCUUCUUUACGACUUUGGCUGCGGGAAGAACCAGAUCCAUCGCCUCCAGAGCUCUCUUCUACUGGGCACGGUGAUCUUCUCCUUUGUGUCCGAAAAGGACUUCCGUUACUGGCUUCAUAAUGCCGUGCGUAUUGCAACCCGGAUGGGCCUUCACAGAAUCAAUGAUUUGGACAACCACUUCGACCCGGCUACGUACAAGCUCUGCCGCCGCAUUUGGUGGGUGAUCUAUUGUCGCAACGUCCUUCUGUCCAUUUCAGGCAUGGAAAAUAUCCAGAUGAUACACAGCUGUGAUUGCAAUACAGCGCCCAUGACGGAGGACGACUGGGAGGAGGCGGACGAGUCUCCUCCUAAUCUCCCUCCCAUCACACCGAGACAGAAGCUCUUUUGGGUGGAAUAUUCAAAGUUGGCCAUAAUCGGAGCUCGAUGUCUUGCCAUUCUCAAAAGCCAGCAGGCUCCCCUUUCAUCCACCGACGUCGAUGUUAUAGUGACGUCCUUCAAUACCUGGCGAGUAUUGCUUCCGGAUACACUGCGGACUGACAAACGGCUGUUGCAGACGACGAACGACGACAUAUGGCCAAUAGUUCUCGUCACAACCUGUUACAGAUUCGAAUGUGCCAUAUACCGGAGAGUCUGCCGCAUGUAUCAGACUAGAAAGGAAAUCUAUGAAUACGACUGGGCCAAGCAGCAGCUGCGGAAGGCAGUGUUUGAUUUUGACAUGAUCAUCGGCAAAGUCAUGGCGUAUGACAUGCUAUCACGGCUGCCCUUGUCCUUUAUUGGCUGCGUGUACACGGUCAUCGCCCUUCACAUCGAAACCACUCUGGACCCAACGGAGAGCCCGAUUAACCAGUCGCUCGCUCUCCCGUACAUCCACCAGGGGAUACUGGCUCUUCGAGCAAUUUCAGAACAAUGGCGUACCGCCAAGUGGACAUUGCAACUAUUCGAAUGGGUUUUGACACAGAAAAACAUACCCUUGCCGCCGCACCAUCCCGGUGCUGCCCCGGGCUCUCCCCGUUCACAAGAAAGGGAGGCCGGCUCGGGGGCUGACGCUCGGUUUUCACAGCCGGAUCUGCUUGCCCAUGGCCAUGGCCCCUAUGGUAUAGAAUCCGAUACCUUUACUGAUGAGUUUAUGGGCUUUGACUUUCUGAGUAACCCGGAUCUACUGGGAUUGUGGAAUUGA